Messenger RNA from Symbiodinium pilosum, 1058 nucleotides. The record is from the annotation of a GenBank genome assembly. NCBI's taxonomy places the organism in Eukaryota, Dinophyceae, Suessiales, Symbiodiniaceae.
GCUGCAAGAAGAAUUCCAUCAGCUUCGUGAUUGCUGCAGUCAAGGCGACGAUCCGAAUACUCUACGAUGUUCCGCAACUCAUCUUGCUACCCGCGGUUGGCUCCGUUGUUCGUGGGGUGAUCCUGAUCAUCUUCCUGUGGGGUGGCGCGCUGCUGAUCUCUGCUGGAGAAGUUGAACAGGUUGAUCUGACCCAGUAUGUGCCCAAGGGCAUUGCCAGAUCAUUUUCGCACACUCAAGAUCAAACGCUCUACAUUGUGUACUACUGCUUCUGUGCGCUUUGGAUGUGGGAGUUGUUACUUGCGUUGGAGACUUUCGUGGCUGCCUACACAGUGACAAUUUGGUACAAUGCCCCGCUGUCAGACGGGAAGAAGCGUGUGCCCUGCUUCCCUGUUGUCCGUGCCUUCUUCGUCGGACUCACAUACCACCUGGGAAGUCUGCUGUUUGGAGCUAUCAUCCUGGCGCUCUUCCGCGGUGCUUACAUGAUUCUCUCCUUCUUCCAGACACAGGUCAAGGGUAACGACGAGGAUGAGAACAAUGAUGUCGCGCGCACUACAGCCGCCUGUUGCUGCUGCUGCUUGCAGUGCGUGGAGCAGAUUCUGCGAUACCUCAACAAAGGAGCAUAUGUCAUGAUUGCCGUCAACUCCGACAACUACUGCAAUGCAGCAGACAGGGCCUUGCGUCUCAUGGCCUCCAACAUCCUUGAGCUCGGACUCCUGAAUGGAGCAACAGUUCUCUUCCAGGUGCUGGGGAAUGUGGCCAUCCCUGGACUUGGGGGCUACUUUACGUACCUCAUUGUGCGUCACUUGGAGCAGUUCAAUGAUCCCACUUCAGAGCACUUUGUAGCGCAGCCCGACAUGGUGGCAGUCGUGGGCGCUGUGAUAUGCUUUGCGGUCUCGUUGGCCUUCAUGAGCAUCUUUGACACGGUCUCCGAUGCCAUGAUUUACGCGUAUAUCACAGAUGAGGAGUGGAGGCGAGAGAACCGUCUGCCUCCGAACCCCAACAUCCCUCCGAACUUGAAGAGUCUUCUUCCAGAGUCCCAGCAGAUUGAAAACGAGUAG